AUGUACGUCCAAGCGCCUUUUCCGACCAACAUGGCUCGGAGGUUCCCCUUCAAACUGGUGCCUAGUGACUUUUCAUCCAAAGCGCAUGCAACUGCUCAAGUAUCGGACGCUUGCACCUCGUCAACAUCGGUGAGUAGGUCUGGUAGAUAG
Molecule: messenger RNA, 150 nt
Organism: Microbotryum saponariae
Lineage: Eukaryota; Fungi; Basidiomycota; Microbotryomycetes; Microbotryales; Microbotryaceae
Source: the annotation of a GenBank genome assembly